UCCUCGCCGCCUGCUUCCUCCGUCGUCCUCUCCUCCCUCUCCGUCGCAAAUCAGGUUCCUGCUCCUCUUUCUCCAUCGCUGCUUAUUUGUUUGGGGUUGUCGGCUGUAAAAGAGUUGAAGAAUGGUGCAGCAUAAGGCUCAGUUGAAGAAGCAGCAAAAGCGCGGUGUAGACUUCAAAAAAAUAAAGCGAAAGAUUGGAAGGAAAUUGCCGCCACCAAAGAAUACUACGAAUACUGAAGUCAAAUCGAAAGCAAUCAUAUUGCCAGAACAAAGUCUGGUAUCAGAGAAGGCCGGUCUAGCUGUGAGCAAAAAAGGUUUGACUUUAAAAGAGCUCCUUCAGCAGACAUCUCAUCACAAUGCAAAAGUUCGUAGAGAUGCAUUGAUAGGUAUCAGGGAUAUCUUCCUCAAACAUCCAACAGAACUAAAAAUGCACAGACUCUCUGUUAUAGAAAAACUGCGUGAGCGCAUGAGUGAUGAAGACAAAUUGGUUCGCGAGACACUAUAUCAACUUCUAAAGGCAGUGAUAUUUCCUGGCUGUAAAGAGGAUAACCAGGGAACUUUUAUAUCUUUGAUGAUGGCAUAUGUAUUUAAUGCAAUGACGCAUUUGACAAUUGAUGUUCGUUUGAUGGCGUUCAAAUUUUUUGACUUAGUUGUCCAGCACUACCCAAUGUCAUUCUCCAUGUAUGCUGAAAAGAUCAUCCAACAUUACAAAGAGAUAUUGCAGAAGAACCAGUUUAAUUUGCAUGACAAGGGAAAGCUUAAGAGCGUUCUUGCUGGUUUGGCAUACUGUCUCUCUCUGUUGCCGUGUAAUAAGACAACAGAUAAUAACUCGUCAACCGAAAAUGUUGUUGCUGACCGAAGAAUUUUGCACGCUCUUGAGUCUGAAGUGCAUGAAGAUCAUUCUAGUUUUUCAGUGACUGCAAAGGAAUUGAAGGACCUUUUGCCUAUUUUGGUUGGUGGUCUUCAGGAUUUUAUCCCCUCAGUUCAGACAAUGCCUAUUUUGGAACCACAAUCAUUUGAUUGUGUGCUUUCCAUAUUGAAAAGUAUAGAUCUUGUUGUCAAGUUUUUUGUUUAUGGGAACAGCAAAAGUGGUCAACAACUGAAAGUCUCACAACCUUCCGACAGACGAGAUCAAGAUGUGCUGCAGAAGUUAUUGAAGAAGUUAUUUGAUGUCUUUCCCUUGAACCCGCCACAUCAGUCAUCAGAGAAGGACGAUAAUAGGUAUUUUGUCUUGAAUGUCCUAGUUUCAGAGAUCUUUUUUUGCUCAAGUGAUUGGUCAGCUCCCCCAUCUGCCUUUUUGGAAAAAUUCCUGGUCUUCAUUGUAGAUGCGUUGUCUGAAAAGGUAUGCAGCACUGUGCUUUCUGGCAAAGCAUUUUUCCAGAAGCAUUCACUCCCACUUAUUCCCUUCAUCCCCAAACUGAUCAUGCAAGUUGAUGAUACGUGGAAAUCACACAUUCUUCAGGCUUUUACAGAGGGUUUCAAGAAGUGUGAUCCAGAGUCUUCAAUGAAAUUGGUUUGUCUUUCGGCAGUCGAAGAAAUGCUAUUUCCUAAAGACGGUUGGCUAUCCCCAAGUACAAGUGAUUCAGGAAUUAUAGACUUUCAGAUUACCUGGAUAAGAGAGAUUCCUUUGUUGCUAAUCCUCUUGGGUGAUAAAAAUCCAUCGUUGUCCAAGGCUGUAUUGCGUCUUCAGCUUCAAUUGGGACAAUGUGCUAUUAUGAACUCUCCUCUCUUGCAGGAGCUUGACAGCAUGCAGUACUCAUUGAGAGAAUUUUACAGUACAUGUCAUGAUGGAAAUAUUUCUUAUGGUCCUUUUAUGAAGCUUGCUAGAGAUAUUCAGGAACUUUCUGUUUGUUGCCUGUAUUACUUCUCCUUCCUGGACCCAUCUCUGCUUCAAUCGCUGGCUGCUUGUUGCUUGUGCCAGGAUCUGGAGCCAUUUCUCUUAUUUCGCUUCUUGGAAGUUCUGAAUUCUGCCUAUAAGGCUGGACACAUCCAGGUCGUGGACUAUAUUAGUUUCCUCAUCACUUUGCUGGCACGAUAUGAAGUUUGUCCUGAAAGCAGUUCAGUCAUGGAGAAAUGCGGGAAGUCAAGCUCUGGAUUGUUUAGGUCUAUCACUAGUGCUGUUUGCUCUUGUCUGUCUCAAAUUGGGGAUGAUCAUCUUGUUUUUAAGAUGCUAGAGGGAGCAGUUAUUGAUCAGAUUUCAAAUAAACUACCCCUGGAGAACACCUGUUCGUUGCUUAGAACGAUUAUUGCACUUGAUUCAAAGCUCACAAAAAUUUCUGAACAGAGCGUUUCCAAACUAGGAAACGUCAUUCCAGGAUAUUUGAUCGAGAUUGUUUCUAGUCUUGGAGCAGAGGAUCGUGGGUCAAGUAAGACCAUCCGAACCAGCAGAAGCAGUUACUAUGUUUGGCCUUGUUUUAUUUGGUUCUAUAGGAGUGAAAAACUUUUGAAUGAUGUCUUGAAUGUGAUGACAUCUUUCAUCUCCGGAAAUGAUUCACCAACUUUUGAUGGUCAAAAUGGCCAUGCUAUGAUGGACCUUUCAAGCAGGAUAACUGCAGUUGUUCGUGUUCUCCUGCUAAUGCAGGAGGAUGUUAGAAUUUGGCAAAUAUUAUCAUGUUACAAGCAAGAGAUUGACAGCUUACUGCAGAACAUACUCAGAGUCAUGUCUCACGAAGGAUCCAACUUGAACAUCGAAGAAAAGCACAAAAUACAAUGUGCAUAUGAUCGGUUGAAGAACAUCACUGGUUGAUAAUGUGGUGGCAAUGCCAGAAAUGUGAAUCAAUGGCUCUAACCCAGCAUGUUGGUUAACUUGGAAGAUGAAGAGCUCUUCCUAUAUGAAACUUGUUACUGAAGCCAACAAGAAUCCAUCAUUAAAUGCUGUGGAAAGGCUCAGAGAGUGGUUGUGGCUACUCUACCACCCUUAAUAGUGGGAUUGAGUUUGAUAUGAAUCCUACUAGACAAUUUAAUUUAGAAUGGGGGUGUUCCAAGUUGUCUGAAAUUAAUGUAUAAAAUUCAGUUAUUUGAAAGACAUUACUUACAAAUACAAUACAUGCUUGGAAGAGAAAAAGGAAAAUGAUUGAUGAUGCAUCUUGAAAAC
Messenger RNA from Cynara cardunculus var. scolymus (artichoke), 3094 nucleotides. RefSeq lists its product as uncharacterized. The record is from RefSeq and is a predicted model, not a curated record. The coding region runs from base 122 to 2746 and encodes 874 amino acids. Gene Ontology annotation, cellular component: nucleus. NCBI's taxonomy places the organism in Eukaryota, Viridiplantae, Streptophyta, Magnoliopsida, Asterales, Asteraceae. The transcript is spliced from 20 exons.